AUGGAGGUGGAAUGUGACGGAGUCUCGAGAGUCAACGUGAAAGCAUGCGAAGGGGAGCUCAGAUCAAGUCAACGGCCAUGGCGAUUAUCAACUGUGGAGUUACAGCUGAAUGGACUGACAAUGGUUUUGAGAUAUGGGGAAAGGGAAGAAAGAUGGGGAAGAAAAAGGUUGGCUUGGAGCUUGAAAAGGCUGCUGCGUGCGUCUGCGACUCAAAGCUCCUUGUCGUCGGUCAAGACUCGAGAACUCCUUUUCGCCGGUCGUCGAUUCGUCUAUUUCGGUAACAGUAUUAUUUUGGGGGUCUGCUGUUUAAAGUUCUUGGAAUACUAUUGGCCAACAGGGAAAACGAGCUGUUCGUUAGUUGCUAUCAGAAAAAUGGGUUUAUGGACACUGCUUGAGGGCUGUCUGCUACUUGCCAAUGCACUGGCCAUACUAAAUGAAGAUCGAUUUCUUGCUCCAAGAGGAUGGAGUUUUCAGGAAUAUUCUGGUGUCACUCGGAACUCGUUCAAGGGGCAGAUUCUUGGCCUAAUAUAUGCGACCCAGUACUUAAGGGUCCCUCUCAUUCUUCUCAAUUUGCUUUGCAUCGUUGUAAAACUGGUAUCCGGCUGA
Messenger RNA from Striga hermonthica, 606 nucleotides. The record is from the annotation of a GenBank genome assembly. Lineage: Eukaryota; Viridiplantae; Streptophyta; Magnoliopsida; Lamiales; Orobanchaceae.